CUCGCUUCAUUUCUCUUUCGUCUCGUGCUAUACGUUCGGAUUUCAAGUUCACUCUUUUCUCACUCACUUUCUUUACCUGCUUGCUUGAAACCCAAGUCAUCACCGGUCAAACUCGAAGGAAAGAGAAUUUUUUUUUUUAAAUUAAGAUCAGACGGUGGAUAGUUGAGGAAAGAACAAAAUGAGCUGCAACGGUUGCCGAGUGCUCCGAAAGGGGUGCAGCGAGACAUGCGUGUUACGGUCGAGCUUACGCUGGAUCGAAUCCCCCGAAGCCCAAGGCAACGCCACCUUAUUUCUCGCCAAGUUUUUUGGCCGUAGCGACCUCCUCUCUCUUAUUUCCUCCGUCCCCGAAACCCAACGCCCCGCUUUGUUUCAGUCGUUGUUGUUUGAGGCCUGUGGUCGUACCGUGAAUCCGGUGAACGGAGCGGUGGGGCUGUUAUCAAGUGGGAACUGGCACCUCUGCCAAGCGGCGGCGGACACGGUGCUUCAAGGCGGAGCUUUAAGGCCGAUCCCGGGGAUUUUGGCUGGAGUUCGGACGCCGAGUUGCGACGAGUCAUCCGAUCGUUUCUGCUUCAACUCAUGCGAUUUCCAAAGCCGGUACGCUCAGUCGAAGCCUUUGAUGACGAUGGUGAUGAUGGAGAAUCAAUCGGCUUCAGCAGCUUCGGAUCUAAGCCUCUCUUUGACGACUAAGUUAGGUGGAGGAAGACGUGGAAGCGGAAGGCGAUACGAAGAAGAAAGGAAGAGACCGAGAGCGGCGGCGGCGGCGUCGUUGUACUCGGAGGAAUCGGAGAUAACCACUUUUAAAAGCAAGGAAAAUGAAGGAAGCCAAGAGAGAAAGAUUUUGAAUCUCUUUGUUUGACAAAAACAAGGACUUUUUGUUUUGCUUUUUUCGGGAAAACGGUCUUUUUUGAUAAGCCGGCGAUGUAGUGAAUAAUGAAGAGACAAUAAUAAUAAUUGUAGAAA
Messenger RNA from Theobroma cacao (cacao), 960 nucleotides. RefSeq names its product LOB domain-containing protein 38-like. Gene Ontology annotation, biological process: regulation of gene expression. NCBI's taxonomy places the organism in Eukaryota, Viridiplantae, Streptophyta, Magnoliopsida, Malvales, Malvaceae. The record is from RefSeq and is a predicted model, not a curated record.